Messenger RNA from Benincasa hispida (wax gourd), 1009 nucleotides. Its product is annotated as glutathione S-transferase 2-like. Gene Ontology annotation, molecular function: glutathione transferase activity; maleylacetoacetate isomerase activity. Gene Ontology annotation, cellular component: cytoplasm. Gene Ontology annotation, biological process: glutathione metabolic process; L-phenylalanine catabolic process. The record is from RefSeq and is a predicted model, not a curated record. Lineage: Eukaryota; Viridiplantae; Streptophyta; Magnoliopsida; Cucurbitales; Cucurbitaceae.
GUUUAUUUUGGCAAAGAGCCAUACUAAAAUCCAAAGUUUGUCAAAAAAACAAUGAAGGGAAUUGGGAUGAGAUAUUAAUCCAUUCAAACUAGUAGAGAUGAUUAGAGGAAGUGCAGAAAUCGGGGAUCGUUCUCAAUCAAACAGCUCAUUUCUGAUUCUUUGGACUCUCCGUUCAUCAGAUCACCAUGACUGAAACGCUUGCGUCGCCGGUCCCAGCUUCUCCCUUGAAGCUUUACUCGUACUGGAGGAGCUCUUGUUCUCACCGUGUUCGAAUUGCCCUAAACUUGAAAGGUCUAAAUUUCGAGUACAAAGCUGUUGACCUACUGAAGGGAGAGCAAUUCACUCCCGAGUAUGAGAAGCUCAAUCCUAUUGGUUAUGUACCCACUCUUGUGGAUGGGGAUGUUGUUAUUGCCGACUCUUUUGCUAUAUUAAUGUAUUUGGAGGAGAAGUACCCUCAGCAUCCUCUGUUGCCUCGUGAUCUUAGUAAAAGAGCUAUUAAUUACCAGGCUGCAAACAUUGUUUCUUCUAGCAUACAGCCUCUUCAAAAUCUAGCUGUUCUGAAGUACAUUGAGGAAAAAUCUGGUCCAGCAGAGAAACUUCGUUGGGUUCAACAUCACAUUGAAAAAGGUUUUACAGCACUUGAAAAGCUGCUAAAAGCUCAUGCUGGGAAAUAUGCUACUGGAGACGAAAUCUUUCUGGCGGACUUGUUUUUGGCUCCCCAAAUUCUUGGCGCCAUCAGCAGAUUCAGUGUUGACAUGUCCAAAUUUCCUCUAUUAAGCAGGUUGAAUGAGGAAUACAAUGGCAUAGCAGCAUUUCAAGAUGCAGCGCCAGCAAAGCAGCCUGAUGCUACCCAAACUUCUACCUAGUCCAUUUUAGUAUUUCUCUUUCAUUCUCAAUUUCUGGAUCAUAUUGAACUCUUGCGUGCGUCUGGGGGGGUGUAUUUUAUUGAUGAUGAAGUUGCUGAAGUAAUAAAGAAAAAAGAACUGCCCUUUCAAAAUCUUGAGGAAUA